Lethenteron reissneri (Far Eastern brook lamprey) is the source of this 8225-nucleotide messenger RNA. It is a transcript of the gene CCDC177, whose product is annotated as coiled-coil domain containing 177. NCBI's taxonomy places the organism in Eukaryota, Metazoa, Chordata, Hyperoartia, Petromyzontiformes, Petromyzontidae. The record is from RefSeq and is a predicted model, not a curated record.
GAUAUCGGGGGAUACGUUACAGAGGUGACGAGGUCGGGGUUAGCAAGGAGAGGUGACGAGGAGCUGAAGAGGUGAAGGGGAGAACGGCGUUAGAAAGACGAGGUGACGAGGUCGGGUUAGCAAGGAGAGGCGAGGAGGAGAAGGGAGGGUGAGGAAGAGGGAAACGGAGACUGUAGGAGGUUGACGAGGUGAGGACGGGGUUAGGUGGACGAGGUCUGGAGGGAACGCGAGAUUGGGUCGGGAGGAAGAGGACAGAGGAGGAGGAAGAGGUGGACAAGGUGAGGAAGAGAAAUACGAAUUUGGAGGCAGUAGAUAACGGGGUCCAGAGGACAACGCGAAGAGGUGGAGGGCGAGGUGAGGAGGGCGAGGUGAGGGGAGACGAGGUGAGGAGGGGGAGGCAUUUGAGACGGUGGGCUGCUGUAAAGAGGAGAAGGGCAGGGUUAGGAGAAGAGGGAGGUGGAUGAGGUGAGCAGGAGGACAACAGAACGUGCACUAGGUAGGGGUGUGGAAGAGCAGGGGGAGGUGAAUCACUAAGACUGGUGGAGGAGGAGGACCAAGAGGACGAGGUUUGAGAAGGAAUUGGGGGAGAAAGUGGACAGGGGUUAGGGGUCUGCAGGAGGGAGGAGCACCUCCGGUUGGGCAGUGUUGCCUACGCACGGUGCGAAAGAAUUUCAACGUAAAUCAUCGUUUGGAGGGCGAAUUUGAAGUAGUCGGUUGAGCUGGAGGACAGAGGGUCGGGGAGGAAAGAAGAAGUGACCGGAGGGAAAGGUUUGGAGGAGGAAAACAGGAGUUAGAAAUAAGACACGAGCCAGAGGACGGUGCUGGAAGGAGCGCAGCGUGAGUGGAGGAUCGCGAGGGCCAUCGCUGGAGGCAUCUUCCACCUUCCCCCUCAGCCAUGGUGGACGUUCUCAGCCCUUCCACCACGCGCAAGCCGAGCGGCGUCUCCAGCCACUUCCCUGGGGUCUCCAAUGGCCCUGGUGAUGCUUACUGCCGUCCCGCUGCAGCCCGACCCCAGGGGAAGGCUGAAGGUGCAGUGGAGGAUAACGAGGAGGAGGCGGCUCCGAGGGUACCAGGGGGGCCGAGGUUUUCGGGGCCCCGUUCGGGCUCCAUGGAGUCGGGCUCCGUGGAGUCGGGCUCUUCCCCGCUGCUGCACAUCGACCUCUACAACUUCGAUUCGCCCCGCGCCGAGGGGUCGCGCUACGUGCUCACGAGUCCGCGCUCGCUCGAGUCGUGCGCGCGCUGCGGGAUACGGCCCGUCGAGCUGCUGUCACGGCCCCUCGCCGACUUUGCGGCACCCGGCCCCGCUGAAUCGCCUCCCGGUGCUGCCAGCAGUGACCGGGAAUCCAACUCGACCACGGACCUCGGUGGCCUCGGCCGCGACAGCGAGGAGGCGCGUGCGGCUCACGCCGCGUUCGAGCGGGAGAGGAGGCGCAAGCUGCGCCGCUGCCGUGAUGAGAGGGAGCGGAUUGUGCUGGAGGAACGCGAAAAACGCAGGGAAGCGCAACAGCAAAAUCAUCAGCAGAAGCGAGGAGGAAGCGUGGACCCCUUGCCAUCCAGGCUGGCGGGCACCGGGCUACGACCCUUGGGGAUUCCUCACCAGAGCCGCUCCCUGGAGACGGUGCGUGCUUCGCUACCCCUGCCCGGUCAUCGGACCCCGGUCGCACUCAGCGAUGGCUGCAGCCUGGAUGACAGCAGCGGGAGCCACGACACGGUGAGCGACCCCCUGGGAAAGACGCGGCCCCGGCAACGCCUGCAGCUGCAGGGCGCCGCUUCCCGGCCACCGCUCCCACGCCGGGCCCACGACAAUCUCCCGUGCCCCGGAGGCCGCACCUCGGGCCCGCGCUGUACAUUUACGGGCAAGAGCUUGAGCCUGGGGGACCUGAGCCAGGACCCCGGCACCGCGGCGCAGCUGCAGCAGCUGACGCGUGCGGCGGGAGCCCCGGGAGCCGGCGCCGGGACGGGCCCCAGGAAGCGGGCGCGGGCGGCCGAGCGCGGCCUGGAGCUGCCGAGCCGGGACCUGAAGAUCGCGGCUCUGAUGUUGGCGCGGCAUCGCGAGGAGACGCUCACGGCCGAGCAACGGCGCGACGCGCACCUGCGCUGGGCGGACGCGCGGCGCGCGGAGGAGGAGCGCCGCGUGCUGGACGAGCGCGAGCGCGGCCGCGCCCUGGCGCGGCGCUUGCGGGAACGGGAGCCUCCACCGUCGGAGCCGCCGCCGCCGCCGCCCCCCCGAGCCGGCGCCGCGGCCGACGCCGCCGCCGCGGCGGACGGGCGGGACCCGGAGCGCCAGCAGCAGAAUCUGCGCGAGCGUCUGUCGCUGGCCGAGCGCAAGCGGCUGGAGGCCAAGGAGCAGCGGCGCGGCGAGAGGCGGCUCUCCAACGAGCGGGAGCGCGAGCGGCACCUGCGCACGCAGCGGGAGCUCGCGCGGGAGGAGGACGCGGGCGAGGCUCGGCUGCGCGAGGCGCUCGACGCGAGGCUGCGCGCGUCGCAGCGGCGGCGCGACGAGGAGGAGACGCGGCGCCUGCGAGAGCUGCAGCUGCGGGCCGAGCGGGACGGGCAGCGGCUGCGCCGGGCGCGCGCCGCGGCCGAGCGCCUCGACGAGGACAUGCGCUCCCGGCGGGAGGCCCUGGCCGCCGAGGCCGAGCGGCGGCUGCGGCAGGCGGCGCUGGCGGCCGGGGAGGGCGCCCAGCGGCGCGCGGAGAGGGCGGCGCGGGAGCGGGCGGAGAAGGAGCGGGCGCACGGAGAGGCGACGAGGCGCGCCGUGCUCGAGGAGGAGAACCGCCGGCGGGAGAGGCUGGCGCGCCUCCGCGAGAAGGAGGAGAGGGGAGAGCGAGCGGCGCGGCGGCGCGACGCCAGGCUGGAGGAGUCGCGCUCCGUGGCGAGGGCCUCGUUCGAGGUGCGGGAGAAAGUGCGGGAGGCGACGCAGACGCGAUCCUUUGACAAGAUGGUGCGGGAGGCUGAGCUCCAGCUGCGCCUACUCUAGGUGGCGCGGGGUUAGGACUGAGGGUCGUCGUGUUGGUCAGUUCGUCCUUACUGGACGAUUUGAUAUCAGUCGGUGUUGGGCCGAUGAUUGCCUUCGGCGUCACUAUAUUGUGUGGACCAUUAGUUCAUUCUGUUAUUCAUGCAGUAUGCGUCCUAUGGUGGACAUGCAUUCAGUUGUGCCCCAUUGGACAUGUUGCAUGGGGGUCAAGUUUUGGACACUGAUAGAACAACACUGACUUAAUGACUAAGCUUGGCUCAAUGCAAUGUUUAUAUCCUGUUAAUAAUACUAAUACUAAUCAUUUGAUAAUGCAGUCCAUUGUCUAACCAGAUGUGUGCAAUCCGGUUGACACAACAAACCUUUUUUACCUGGGGAAAUAACCCGUUUCGUUUCAAUACGGGGAAAAAUGUCUAUUUGUUUGUGUUUCCCCCUUGUGAUGGGACUUUGUAGGAUGAACGCUGAGAUUUAUAAGGGUAUGAGGUGACCAAUAAGGUCUGAAUUGGUCUGUAAUAAGGUCGGCAGUGAUAAGGGGUCGACAGGUAUGAAUUAACAAGGCAUAGGUCCAAAUGGAAUAUGAAUAUACAAUAUAUGUUAUUACAACCGUUAACAGGUGACAAUUAUAUUAUAGCACGUUAAUGUCUCAGCAUUUAAAAAAUGCAACAAAAAUUUUCAACAUUAAGAAAAGCACUUGAUGAACAUAAACAACUCACGACAAUAAGCAUGUGCAUAUGGAUACAAAUGCAGGACUGUUUUCACUGUAAUAAAACUUCGAUUUAGCCGCAUGCUUUCCAGGUCAGGAAUUCUGAAUUGCAAUAGGUCAGCAUGACAGAUUUGGAACGAGCUGCGCCCAUCUUAGCGCUCAGCAGCGUACCCUAGCCAUGUGUACGCACAGUGCAUAUGGGAUCUUCAAGACAAAUGAGGAUGACAAUAAGGGAUUCAUUUCAGCCGGGUCUGCCUGUACCAGCGACCAGGAAAAUAUUUCCGCAACCCAGAGCGCCUUAUCCAGUAUAUUCUCUUCGCUAUAGCUGUGGCUGUUGGUCACGUGCCUGUCUGCCAGUGACAUAGAAAACAGUCAGAAAUGAAGCCCUGACUAAAAGCCUCCGCACAUGUAACUCGACACCCUUGUCAAAGACCCAUUCGGUCACGCGAGGCAAAAUCCCAUAAAGCUCACAUUUAUCCCUUGGCUUAAUGGCUAUGAUUGAGGGAUUUACGAUUUUUGGUGUCGUGUUGUCCUAAUAGCUCAGGAGUAGGUAAUCCGUGUUAUUGAUGAUGCUGUGUGGAUUGGUAGGGAAGCUUAACCAUGCAAAAGCACGCGGAUUGUACAUUGUAUUUAUUCACAACAAAAUACAGGUAUGCAUAUUCCUCAGGCCGCAAUUAUAUCCCCACCGUACGUUGCUUUGCUUUGGAUGGAACAAAAAUUCUGGAGCUGAUUUUAUUAUUUAUGGUCUGACAGAUCAAUUCCUGUCUGAAUUCGCUAAUAUUCACGUACAACCCAGUUGGCAAGUCGCUUGGAUAAGGGCUUCUUCACGCCAUGUGGAUCGUGGGGGGUGGGGGGUUAUUUGACUCUGCUUCACCAUGCUGGUCAGUGUGGGUUGGUGAAGCAGAGAGCAGACAUGGAGCAUUGUACAGGGUGGUCCAAAUGUGUUCUGACACCCACAUUAAUUUACCCCUGAAAUUUUUUUCUUAUGCGUGUUUAUUUCUUAAAAAUAUGAGGUUUUAGAUAAUUAAAUGUGGGUCACGAGACAUCUGGACCACCAUGUGUACAGUACUCUGACGGAUUUUGAUGCACUUGCCCGCCUCUGAAAACAAAUUCACUUAAAACCUUCAACAUUAAAAUAUAUAUCUUUUAGAACUGAGACAUUUUAUAUUGUGUUACGCAAUUAUGAAUUUUAGUGAAGUUAUCGACUAUGUGGUAUGCAAAAAAAAAAUUUUCACCAAUACCUUGUAUGCAGGAUGGAUACACCCCAUCAUCGCAAACUACAAAUCCAGAUCCAAAGUUACAAAUACAUUCAUCUGGGGGGGGACAUUGCGUUUUCCUGAAUCCUAAAGUUCGAGCAAAACACUUGGCCAGCGCCGUCACGUUUUGAAUCGUUUUUGCCUUUUGUCUCCUUUUGCCGUAAAUUCUCAAGCACAUUUCACCAGCAUUCCAGCAGGCAAUAGAAAGCAGCCGUGUCGGGUCUCUACGCAACACACUGCUCCCCAUAAAACCAGCGUUGCCAUGGUAUUUUCAAACAAAACUUUAAAACGGUUGGCAGUGGUGUGCAUUGAGAGUAUACUUUAGUGUGUGUGUGUAAUUGUGCGUACGUGUGCAUAUGUCGCAUACAGUUGUUUAGUCUCGAACGACUAAUCUUAGACUGUCAGCAACUAAAGGUCAACAGCAGUUGAUAGCGGAUCGACGAUUGAUCGCUAACUCGGUGUGUUGUGUAUUGAAAACAAUAAUUCCAUGCAAUCAAAUCUCUUCAUUAAAAGUAGCCAAAUUCAAGGAGGAAAUGUUUACGCUUAAACUAAAAAGUGUAAGUGUCUUCAUUCUACUAUCCAUAAAUGUGAAAUUACAAAAAUGUGUAAAGGAAUUGGCUUAACAUUCCAAGCAGGACCCUCCUGAGGUUUUCCUGUUUAAACAUCUCAAAUUAUUUUCUGUACGUAAUAACAAGUUGGUAGUCUUUUAACUGGAAGCUACAGCACCAGAGGUCGCAACCGGGUACCCAAUAUCCGUACCCUACCCGAUACCCGGCUACCCGUACCCGGCCGGGUACGGGUACCCGUUUGCGACCCUGGUGCGGCCGGGUACGGGUAGACCGUGAGUCACUGGUGAGUAACUGUUUGUCACUCAUUUCCCAACGUCUUGUCUCUUCUCACAAUUCAAGUUCCUAGAAUCAACCCACCCGCGCCUGCAACAUGGCUUCAUCCCAGAGGUCGCAAUCAGGUACCCGAUACCCGUACCCUACCCGUUCCCGGCCGGGUACGGGUGUAGGGUACGGGUACGGCCGGGUACGGGUACCCGUUUGCGACCCUGGUGCGGCCGGGUACGGGUAAGGAAUCAAAACCCGUUUGCGACCUCUGUACAGCACGGAUGCAGUUUUAUAUUGAACCUAAACGGUUAUUGAAUAUUUAACGUGUGUGCAUUGUUAAAUGCUGUGGUGUGGUUUUUACAUUGUGUAUUCGUGCACAUAGCAGUGGGCAACCAAAAGGUUUUGAGAUCUUUAAAACGUAAAAGCACACGGACCGAAUAUUAGCAGGUUUAUUUAAUGCUCUAACUUGUGUUUAAAAGUCAAAAUGUAAAUGAAACGACUGAAACCAGUGGUUUAGUUGUAUUUUUGGUAGCUACACCACUGGCUGAAACGCAUCACCUUGCCGAUUUGACCUGUUGGUGAUAAAGACAUUGGUGCGUUUUCUCUACUAAUUUGACAAAGUAACUUUGUGAUUACGAUCAGUCACAAAGUGUCAAUUAUUGGGAAGUGCUUAUUUGCAAUGGUGGACAAAUGUAUAUGGUGGAAAUUCAACAUUCCAAUGGCAGGGACCAGUCUCGCCUAGGAUGACCCCUGUUUUCUUUAAAUUAUCCGUUGUAAGUUUGUAUGCAGGUUGAAUUUAUUUCACACCAUAAGUAGCCAAUCGUUUGGGGGAAAGACAAGAAACGGAACACAAAAAGCAGUUUUAAAGAAAUUCGUUUUCAAUUUAGAUGUAAAAUUGCAUAGCUCCAGUGAAGAGCGUUCCAGACGGCCGCAGAAGUGCAUCUGAAAUCACGCAACCAUUGGUGUUAACAUAAGAGUAAUUUUAAUUUAUAUAGCAUCUAGAGUCUAAAUACAACAGCUUAUCCAGAACUCUGUACAUAGCAACUGCACAACAAACAUGAAACUCAAACAAAUAUUGGAAAAAAGUUAAAUAAAUAUCACGAAAAAAACACGAGUUGGCAAAUUGAGCAUCGCCAAGACAGAUCGUGCACAGGCCACCUGAACCACCACAACCUCGUACACCAAUGGGCAUUGUAACGAUGGGUGGAUGCAACAACAUUUCAAAUUGUUAUGCAAAUUGGGUGGACAUAAAACAGGGGGAAAAGGAAACAGUGGCGAUGAUGAAGAGGAAGGUCUUCACCAUUGGAACCUCAUUUGCCAGUAAAAAAUAUGAUAAUUAGAAGGGUAAAAAACCAAUUAUCAGGAAGGUCUUCGUCGAGCAAUCCAUUGCUACGUGUGAAGCCUUGCCACACCAUGUCAGUCAUGGAGUUUUUUUUUACCAUAUUUCAACACGCUGGUCAUUGUGGGUUGGUGAAGUGGAUGACCAAGGGGUAGGACCAGUUAAAUUCAAAAUCAGAUUGGGUUCACAGUGCAGGGCACUAACAACUGAGGUGCCACUUCACCAUUUAUAUAAUGUUAGACAUAUCUUAUUUAUUGUCUCUAAACCUUUUGAGCGCCCUGCUAAAAAUAACGAAGUAUCGACGAGAUCUUUUUUAUGGAGUUUGUUGAAUAUAAAGUUUGCCAAAUAGGUAUGUCAACGCUUAAACCACUUAUAUGUUCUUUUCAAAAUGAAGUUUUUUUUGGUGAAAAUAUCCACACACUGUAUAUUGUACCCUCUUCAAAGUUGAGGUAUGCUCAGGACUUUUUUUUGUUUCGCUUGUGGUUUGUGCAAUGAUGAUACGCUUUUCACACUUGUGUCGUAGUGGCAGAAAGCCCCACGGAGUAGAAAUCUACGGUAUCGACCGCGUGUAGAUGUUGUUUUCUGAAAUAAAUCCAACUACGUCCAAAUUACCCGUAAUGUGCUGGAUCUCGUCAGAAUUAAUGAAGCUCAACCUGGUUCGUAGUUGGAUGGGUGACCAACAUUAGGGCAUGGCGGGUGUUGUACGGUGGGGAUGCGAGGUGUGGCCAGUAAUGACUGCGCUGAGUUUCACCCCCUCGUAUGCAUGGUGAGUUUCUGCUCACAUGAAGCCAAUCACAUUAAUGGAAUGAGACAAACAUCCCAAUGUAGCGGGACCUUUUUUUUUAAAGAGUCUUGGGAAUCGGAAAGGCUAUUCUUGGUAAGUAGCAUUAUAUCACUGUUACUUUACACGUUGGACACAUUGUGAACCAGUUUAAUCAAAUUUUUGUUACGGUUAUAUACACUUGCAAGUUGUUAUUUUUUAAAAGAAAUUGUGUGCAAUGCAUGGUGGUUGGUGGAUCAGUGUGGCAUGUAGUGUUCUAUUGGUCAUCGCAUUUCAGUUUCCACCCUUUCAAACAGUAUUUUUUUCGAAUAAAAAAACACUGAAUAAAUAGAUUUAUUA